UCUCUUUAUCGCGUUCCAUCUUCUCUUUCUUCUCUCUAGCAAGUAGCAUCUCUCAACAAUUUAAGAGUAGAGUGCUUCCUGUUAUCCGUGUCGCCAGCGUCCAUGGCGGUGGCUUUCCUGUUGGGCUUCCUCCUCGGCGUCCUCGGCCUGGCGCUCGCACAAGGGGCAGCGCUCCUCUGGGCCAUCCGCAGCCUCACCCGCCGGAAGGGGGCGCCGCCUGAGGCCACCGCACAACUCCCCGUCCACCCGCCGCUACCUUGCGAGAAGCAGGGUUCUCUGUGGAUACUAGAUCAAGAAAAGAUACCAAAAGUUAGCAGCGGUCGCUUUUCAGCUGGGGGUACCCAAGAAAUCAAAGACAAGAAGAAUAUAGUGGAGGUUUUCCCUGUAAAAACGUUGGCUAAACUUAAAGGACACUCACUCAGCUUAUCAGGACCUGAUGGUUCCCAGAUAAACAUAGAGCUUCUGAAUUGUACAGUUGUUGCUGUUUCUGCAUCAAAUCUACCCUCACGUAAAUGGGCCAAGAGGUAUCCCAUAAAACUGGAAAGUAAGGAGUCUGAGAUUUGCAAGGGAAGCAAGGUAUGCUAUGUCUAUGCAGACACCUCUUGGGAGAAGGAAUCAUGGUGUAAAGCACUGCGUCUUGCAUCGUCUACAGACGAGGAAAAACUGAAAUCGCAUGCCAUGUUGACUGAAGAGUUCCGCAGUUACAUAUCCUCUUUGAAUGCUGGAUACCCUUGUUUUCUGAAACCUUCAGUGUUCUCCGGCGAGGAACAUGUGGUUAUGGACAGGACGGUGAAGACUGAGGGAUCUUCAAAAGUCCGCCUUUUCCUAAAAAAGAUGGCAAAGAAGGCAUCUAUAAAAGUUCCCCAGGAGAGUAAAACAAGUCUGGUGCCGUCUAAAGAUAUAAAACAACCCAGCACCCCUGGCUCUUCUUUGGGUUACAACAGCCAAUUUUCUGAUACCCCCGAUACAAAUGUAGAUGAAAAGCUUGUUGAUGAAGGUACCCUUUGCUGGAACCUCCUAUUCUCUCGGAUGUUUUUUGACGCUAAGAUGAAUGAUGAGAUAAGCAAGGCCAUCAAAGCACGGAUUCAGCGAACAUUGUCAAACGUGACAACUCCAGCCUACAUUGGUGAAAUCACACUUAUUGACCUCAGCCUUGGGAAACUUCCACCGUACGUGCGCAGAAUGAGAGUCCUCCCACUGGAUUUGAAUGAACUGUGGGCUUUUGAAGUUGAUUUUGAAUAUUCUAGUGGAAUAGCACUGCAUAUUGAGACAAGACUUGAGGUUCAGGAGCCAGAGUUGCAAAAGGACAUAAUGAAGACUACUCUUAAAGAUGAUUCAAGUGGAGAUGUGAAUUCAGAUUUCCUUGAUAGUAUUGAGCAGUAUGGUAACCAAUUCAGGUCUUCACAAUCUUUGCCUUCUGAGAUGGAGGAUAAUGAUGGAGCAGAUGCAUUAAGGAAGUCCAAGAGCACUGGAUGGACAUCAACAUAUAUGUCAAGGUGGAAAAAUAUCUUGCAUUCAAUAGCUGACCACGUCUCGCAGGUGCCAUUUUCUUUGACAAUUAAAAUUUCAUCAGUUCGUGGGACAAUGCGCAUACAUAUAAAGCCACCUCCCACUGAUCAAAUUUGGUAUGGGUUUACAUCGAUGCCGGAUCUAGAGUGGGAGUUGGAAUCUUCAGUUGGGGAUAGGAAGAUCACCAAUAGCCACAUCGCCUCACUUAUCAGCAACAGAAUCAAGGCUUCGCUUCAUCAGAGCUUGGUGCUGCCGAACUGUGAAAGUAUUCCCAUGUCGUGGAUGAUAUCAGAUAAGGAUGACUGGGUGCCUCGCAAAGUUGCACCUUUUAAAUGGUCCACUGAGACUGCAAGUCGCACUGCAGACACGACAACGUCCCAGUCCCAGUCCCAGUCCCAGUCCCAGUCCCAACCUGGGGAAGCUGCUGUGCCAAAGGGCAUUGCAAACAGCAGAGCCAACAAAUCGAGUCCACCUGCUCCUUCAACAAGAAGCAAUGAAUCGCGAAAGAACACAACAUCUGUUCAUGGGCCGAACCAAGAACCUGCAGCAGAAGAAGCAUCAACCACGCAGUCUUCACUGGUUUCUGGCGAUUCAAACGACCAGUUGAGGAUGCCGCUGUUGAGCAGCAGAGAGUUUCAGUUUCAGGAAGAUGCUUCUGAGACCGGUGUGGGCUCUUCUUGGGUUGAAAGAGCAGUGGUGAUAGCUGCCGGGGAGCAGUCAUUGCCAGCUGCUGCUUCUCCCGAAGCCGGUGAGGAUGUGAAGAGGAGGCGCAGUCGGCGUGCUCAGGUGAUGGAUUUGAGGAGGAGGAUGGGGGACAAGCUGGAAGAGAAGAGGCGGAACAUGGAAGAGAAGGGCAAGCACAUUGUGGAAAAGAUGCGGGAGAACACGAGGAGCAACAGCCUGUCGGACUUGGAGCGAGCCACCCCUGCUCCUCAUGCUCCUAGUUCCUAGGCAGUCAGCUGGAAUGUGCAGUCUGAACAUUGUCCUUGUGUUCCUAGAGAGAGCGUUUUACUUUUAAAAACCGAGAAAUCCACAGUUUACAGUAUCCGGCAACAAACCCUACUCCUAGCAAGCCAGACAUGGGAGUAUUUGCAAUUGCAUAAAGAGAAUUAUGAAUGUACCACACAGCCGUACAGUUUUCACAGGGCUAGAUGUAUCCAUCUCAUCGCCCUCGCCCCAACUGAAUGAAUAUAACACACAAGUCAUUUGUUCA
Molecule: messenger RNA, 2722 nt
Organism: Phragmites australis (common reed)
Lineage: Eukaryota; Viridiplantae; Streptophyta; Magnoliopsida; Poales; Poaceae
Exons: 7
Coding region: 103-2460 (785 amino acids)
Cellular component (GO): endoplasmic reticulum
Molecular function (GO): lipid binding
Source: RefSeq, a predicted model, not a curated record